GUUUGAAAAGUAAAAAGUACAUGAAAAUGAAAUAACAACAAUCAUACUAAAAAAAAAAGGAGCCUUCUGGUCACGUAACAAACAAGAUGCAAAGACAUUGUUUUUUAAACAAUGAUAAGGUUAUAUUUAUAGACAGGUUUUCAACAUAACAAAACUCUCACUAUAUUUAUUUUGCCAAGUAUGUUAUACUAAAGUUUCGGGUUUCUUAAUUCUAUUGGAACAAUUUUAAUGUGGCGUUUUGACAGACAGAUGCGAAAAUCGGAACUAGUUCUACUUUAGGCAAUUUUAAUGCGACUAAACGGGUCGGGGGCAUCCCAAGUUUUUUCGUGUAUAAAUAGGUAGACUAAUUUCACUUCUUCUCGCUAUACAUUUUUAAUUUUAACUAUUCAAAAUGCUCCAUUCUCAUACAUCUUAUACCUCUGAGACCUCUCAAACCUCUUACAGUUCUAGCAACCGUGUCCAAUCAAGCGAGUCCCAAGCCUCUCUUAUUAUCCACGUUAGCUCUGCUACCGAGUUAGUUUCUCGUCAAACCUUUGGUAAGCAAGAUCCUUUCCUCCAAUUCUACUUGGAUGCCAAGAACAAGGACUCCUACUUGAAGACCUUUACUCACAAGAAUGCUGGUGAGAACGCUACCUGGAACCAAAAAUUCACCAUCUCUUUGAACGGUGAGCCUAACCUUUAUGUCGAAGUUCUCGAUGAAGAGAACACCGUUAACGAAGUUAUCGGUUUCGCUGCUAUUCCCAUCAACCAAGUUGUUCACGCUGAUGGUGCCUACAUGAACGGUCUUUUCCAAAUUUAUGAUGUCAAGGGUGAACGUGCCGGUCUCCUCAACUUACAAUUGGCUGCUACUGGUUUCCCCAACUCAAGAACCCCCGAUUUCGGCCAAGCUGUUCAAGGUACUUCUUUUGUUGAAGAGGAACACUGUGCUCGUAUGAAGUCUUCCAAGAAGAAGUCUACUGGUGUUGCUGUCGGUGGUGCUAUCUUCGGUGGUGCUCUUGCUGUCGGUGCCGGUCUUCUCGGUAAGAAGCUCUAUGGUGAACAUCAAGAAGACAAGCUUGAACAAGAAGCCGAAGCUGCUGAAAGCCAACGUCUCGCUGAAGAAGAGGAAACUCGCAAGCGUGAAGAACAAGAAAAGUAUCAACGCGAGCGUGAAGAAUUCGAAAGAGAAAAGAGUGAGUUCGAAAGCCAAAAGCAACACAGAUCUGAAGAGCAACAACAAGAACAUCACGAAGUUGAAGGUCAUCGUCGCCGUAACAGCGGUUCUUCCUCCUCCGAUGAUGAUAAUGAUGCCAAGAAAUGGAACCCCGUCGGUACCUAUGCUCCCGGCGACCGUGUCAAGUAUCAUAACCAAAUUUACAUGUGUCUCCAAGGUCAUACCUCUAACCCCACAUGGCAACCUGGAGCUGCUCAUUCUCUCUGGCAAGCCGAGUAAAUACCUCUUAUAAAUAUAUCACUCUAGUAUACUAUACUUUUUUAAAUAAGCUGUUCUAUUACACUAUUUGUUUACAAUAAAAACCCAUUGCACAUAUCGUACUUUUAUCAAAAAAUAACACGCGCUAUUUAAGUUUUUCUAUUACUCUUAUAUUUCCCAAUAGUACGAACAUCAUUUUAUAUAGUAAUA
This is a messenger RNA of Mucor mucedo, 1621 nucleotides long. RefSeq lists its product as uncharacterized. The transcript is spliced from 2 exons. NCBI's taxonomy places the organism in Eukaryota, Fungi, Mucoromycota, Mucoromycetes, Mucorales, Mucoraceae. Bases 392 to 1432 code for a protein of 346 amino acids. Gene Ontology annotation, cellular component: extracellular region. The record is from RefSeq and is a predicted model, not a curated record. Gene Ontology annotation, molecular function: hydrolase activity, hydrolyzing O-glycosyl compounds; carbohydrate binding. Gene Ontology annotation, biological process: carbohydrate metabolic process.